Encephalitozoon cuniculi GB-M1 is the source of this 2415-nucleotide messenger RNA. RefSeq lists its product as uncharacterized. Gene Ontology annotation, cellular component: cytoplasm; nucleus; ubiquitin ligase complex. Gene Ontology annotation, biological process: protein polyubiquitination. The record is from RefSeq and is marked provisional. Gene Ontology annotation, molecular function: ubiquitin-ubiquitin ligase activity. The coding region runs from base 1 to 2415 and encodes 804 amino acids. The transcript has a single exon. Lineage: Eukaryota; Fungi; Microsporidia; Unikaryonidae.
AUGAAUAGAAGAGAGCUAUACGAAGUGUUUGGCCACGGGAUGCCUGCAGACAUGGAUCCUGUGGAAGCUGAUGAGGCAGAAUGCAUCCGACUAUCGUACAUCACCAACAACUCCAGUGAAAACAUCCUCUUGACCCUAAUUCCAAGGUACAAGUCAUCCUACAGUCAAGAGAGCGCCAAGUUUCUUAUUGAGACAAUAGCAAUGAUAGUAAACAAUCCAGAGAUGGCAGGGUCUGCCUUCAGCCCGGUAGCCCUCAUCCCUCUUGUUACAAAUACCUUUGGAGCAUCGUACUUUGAUGUCAUGGAGUGCUUUGAAAAGCUGAGUGAGAUUGAAGGAAUGGCAAGGAAGAUGCUUCUUCCUAUGAUAUAUGGACUAUCAUUCAAAUGUUCGCAAUUGGAUGCAGCAUCAAACAUAGCCAACUACACAUCUGCACUCGAGGCACUGACCGGGCUCCAUGGUGUCCUUGAGGAGCUCAAGAACGAGGUAUAUUGGGGGCUGGGUAACACCAGGCCUGGGAAAGAUGUCAUUCUCGACUUUCCUAUAUACUCUGGAUUUCCGUGCGGGUUUCCUUGCUUUCUUGACGGAUUUUUCGAGCCUUUCAUAUACAAGAAGUGCGACUAUGCGGCGCCUGCCCUUGAUUAUCUUGGAAUCUCCACAAGAGAAGUAGUGGAGAAGUCAAGGAGAUCCUACCGCACCCUAAGUGACCACUCAUACAAGAUGCACCAGAUAAUACACUCGAUUGUAAAGUCUUCCAAGGAGCUGAAAGCUAACUUCAUGAAGUACGUAUCCAAGGUCAUAUCGGUCAGUAAGGAAAGGAGCAAGACUAUUUUCAGCUGGCGGGAAAACAUAAGUGACGGAUUUGCAUACAAUAUGUCGAUGGUGAUGAGCAGAUUCAAUAGGAAAGUGAUUGACGGAGACAUGGUAGACAAGAUAAAUCCCGAGAAUGUGGAAGAGAUCUCCUUGGACUCUUUUCCGACGUUUUGCUACUUCACUAAGAUUCAUCUUCUAUUUACGUCAUGUGUGAAGUUUGGAGAGUACAUUAGAAGCCUGGCAUAUGAGUGCAGGCUUCUUGACGGGGAUGGCGGGGAAAGGAUGGAGGCAUACAGAAAGGGCAUAGACUCGAAGAUGAGCGCACUAAACGGGUUUCUCUUCAUGACGGAUCUCUUUGCAGAUGAAAAACCAUUCACCGACUUCAUGACAGAAUACACUGCUGAAGUCGAGUAUCCAUGGCCAGACUUCUACUACAAGACGCUUCUGUGGAUGCAAGAGAUGACACUUGAUCUGAUAAAGUCUGCAACGAUUUCAAACGCGCUAAACAAGGUGAUGGAGAGCAUCAUGGACUGGAGGAGUCCUAUAUUCAAGAAAGAGGUCGUGAAGAUAGUGAGCCAUAGGAGCUCUGCAAUAAAGUUUACAAUGCUCAACCGGAUAAUAGACUACUACAACUCUCUCGGAAGAGAUGAGAUGCGAAUGGAGCCUAGAAGCAUCAUCCACUCGAUCUUUAAGGAAGGAAAAGUGUUUUCCAGAAUGAAUGUCUGCAGAAGAAACAUCACAUUCAUCAACUGCAUGAUGAAGGACUUUGAAUACAGCCUGUCUGAGGGUCUUUCAUCCAUCAAGGACAUAAAGGAGGACAUGAAGGUUGUUGAGGAGCUGAGCAGGGAGCUGGACGAGGCUAAGAAAGAGAGGGUGGAGGAAAAGAAGAUUGAGUCGAUUAGCGAGAGAAUAGGGUCGCUAAGGAAAAGCAUCCGCUUCUCAAAAAACAAGGCGAGAAAUUCCUUUUUGUACGUUGACGGAUGCUUCGACUUGUUCACACAUAUUCUUGAUGAGAAGCCCGACCUAUUCCUGGUCGACGAGAUGAUUUCGAACUUUGUAAGGGUCUUGAACUGCAACCUGAAGAUCAUCACCGGGCCCAAGUGCACCGAUCUUGUGAUAAAAUCUCCAGAGCAGUAUGGAUUUGAUGCAAAGAAUCUCCUGAGGCGAAUGGUCAUGGUCUACAUAAGGAUUCGCAGCAGUAAGUUUGUUGAGAUGGUGGCCAGUGACAAGAUGUACUUUGACAUCGAUUUUUUUCGUACGGCCCUUCGGAUAUGCGAAAACAAGUACCUCAUCAAUGAAUCACAAGUGGAGGAGCUGAGAAGCCUCAUAGAUAGGCUGGAGAAAGUCGAGGUGAUUGAGAAGGUUGAGUCCGUCCCUGACGAGUUUAUUGAUCCGUUGACAUUCAACCCAAUAAGAAACCCUGUGAAGCUCUUGACUUCGAGAAUAACUGUAGACAGAUCCACAUAUGAUAUGCUGAUGAUGAACGGAGGAAUAGAUCCGUUUAACAGGAUGCCCCUUACGGAGGAUAUGGUUAUAGAAGAUGCUGAGCUUAAGGAAAAGAUAAACAGGUAUUACGGAUGUAGUGGCCAAGGUGGGGAGGCUUGA